Messenger RNA from Hippocampus zosterae (dwarf seahorse), 1244 nucleotides. It is a transcript of the gene iqck, whose product is annotated as IQ motif containing K. The record is from RefSeq and is a predicted model, not a curated record. Gene Ontology annotation, molecular function: protein binding. The transcript has 9 exons. NCBI's taxonomy places the organism in Eukaryota, Metazoa, Chordata, Actinopteri, Syngnathiformes, Syngnathidae. The coding region runs from base 228 to 1208 and encodes 326 amino acids.
UAUACCACCGGAAGUGAUUUGGCCUCACUUCCUUAGCAACGACCGAUUGCAGAGCAACCACUUGGCAACAACACACUCGAGUCCGUCGUGAAAGCGACCCCGGCCAAUAACCAACCGUUUUUAGUCCAGAUUAUUUACAUCGCUCGUGUUCAUUGAAGUAGCGAGUGGAAAGGCCACUUUAUGACCAAACGGUACCUCACAAAUCUGCGGAGUUCCAAAAGAAUAAAAUGAGUAGCUACCCAGCCGAGGAGUCCUCACGAAUUUCCAAAAAGUCCCUUUGGGAGGAAGUUUGUGCCGACUUUGAAGCAGGACUGCCGUGUCCUCCAUGUCCAGUUGGGACCUGUUCGGAGCCCUCCAAAGACAGCGGCUCCUCACACAACUCUGGCAAGGUGUUGCUGGAGGAUGACGAGGAGGAGGAGAAUGCACUAUUGUUGGACCUGGACCCGCUUCUCCACCACCCUGCCCACGCUGGUUUCUCCGUGUUUGGAGUCCAUCCUCCUCUAAGCCACAAAAGAAGAGCUCACCCUCCUUUCUGUCCGCAACCGUUUCAGCAUCCUGUCACGCAGUACAUGGAGGAGAAGCUCUUCCCUGUGCUGGUGCCUGCACUUGAGGCUGUACUGAAAGAAGCCGAGAGGCAAGGCGGUCUGCAGAAGAAAGUAAUAACGUUCAACCCCAUUGACUUCCUGGUGGAGUGGCUCUACAAUCACAACCCCCGCAGACAAGGACAGCCCCCGCGACAAUUCAACAACAUCCCAUUUGUCAGAGCCUGGCUCAGCAUGCAUCCGAGGCCUCCUAUCCCGCUCUUCCUGCAGCUGAGUGACGAGCAGGCUGCUUUGAUCAUCCAAUCCUUCUGGAGGGGCUACAAGGUCAGGGCGCAGCCUCAUGUGCAGGAGCUGCGCCAGUGGCAAAUGAACCUGAGGGUGACCCGGGACAGUCCAAAGGCCGUCUCGGAAUUCUGGGCUCGGAUAGAGAAACGAGUUGGCACAACCAUGACUGAGACCACAGAAAGGACAGAGUCGGAGAAUUCCGACCCGUGCCUCAAUGUGAUAUCCAUCACUCCGCUGAGCAUGUCUUUCCCCACCCCCCGGAUCACCCCGGAUGGCGGCGAGCGACCGAUGCCCAGCCUGCCCAGCGUGGAAGAGUUGGAUUGCGCCGAAUCUGCACUCAGGUCCAGGUCCUCAUCAACACCAACACUGUCACCAACUUGAGAGAGAGGAGUGAAGGGGGGGGGGGGGGGGUAGAGA